Molecule: messenger RNA, 2590 nt
Organism: Agelaius phoeniceus (red-winged blackbird)
Lineage: Eukaryota; Metazoa; Chordata; Aves; Passeriformes; Icteridae
Source: RefSeq, a predicted model, not a curated record
UCUAUAUCAAAUUGAGAGUCCGGGGAAUGUUUUUUUUGUGGUAACAAUAAAGCAUCUGCAGAAGGGAUAAUCAUGGGUCAAACCGGAAAAAAAUCUGAGAAGGGACCAAUUUGUUGGAGAAAACGUGUAAAAUCAGAAUAUAUGAGACUGAGGCAGCUCAAGAGGUUCCGACGUGCUGAUGAAGUAAAGAGUAUGUUUAAUUCUAAUCGUCAGAAGAUACUGGAAAGAACUGAAAUCUUAAAUCAAGAAUGGAAACAACGUAGGAUACAGCCUGUCCACAUCAUGACUUCUGUGAGCUCAUUGCGCGGGACCAGGGAGUGCUCUGUUACCAGUGAUAUUGAUUUUCCAAAACAAGUCAUCCCACUGAAGACUCUCAAUGCUGUUGCUUCUGUGCCUAUAAUGUACUCUUGGUCUCCCCUUCAACAGAAUUUUAUGGUAGAGGAUGAAACUGUUUUACAUAACAUUCCGUAUAUGGGAGAUGAAGUGCUUGACCAGGAUGGUACUUUUAUUGAAGAACUGAUCAAGAAUUAUGAUGGGAAAGUGCAUGGAGACAGAGAAUGUGGAUUUAUCAAUGAUGAAAUAUUUGUUGAGUUGGUCAAUGCCCUUGGUCAAUAUAGUGAUGAUGAAGAUGAUGAUGAUGGAGAUGACAAUCCUGAUGAAAGAGAUGACAAGCAAAAAGAUCGGGAAGGUAACAGGAUAGAGAAAGAAACUCACCCACCUCGGAGAUUUCCUUCUGACAAGAUAUUUGAAGCCAUUUCCUCAAUGUUUCCAGACAAGGGUACAGCAGAAGAAUUGAAAGAGAAAUACAAAGAACUCACUGAGCAGCAGCUUCCUGGAGCUCUUCCUCCUGAGUGCACGCCGAACAUAGAUGGACCAAAUGCUAAAUCUGUUCAGAGGGAGCAAAGCCUGCACUCCUUUCACACACUCUUCUGUAGGCGCUGUUUUAAAUAUGAUUGCUUCUUACAUCCAUUCCAUGCAACUCCCAAUACUUAUAAGCGAAAGAAUACAGAAACAGCAUUAGAUAAUAAGCCUUGUGGACCUCACUGUUAUCAGCAUCUGGAGGGUGCGAAGGAGUUUGCGGCUGCCCUGACGGCGGAGCGCAUCAAGACGCCGCCAAAGCGCCCCGGCGGGCGGCGGCGGGGCCGGCUGCCCAACAACACCAGCAGGCCCAGCACGCCCACCAUCAACGUCCUGGAGUCCAAGGACACGGACAGCGACCGCGAGGCCGGCACCGAAACCGGCGGGGAGAACAACGACAAGGAGGAGGAAGAAAAGAAAGAUGAAACAUCCAGUUCCUCUGAAGCAAAUUCUAGGUGUCAAACACCAAUAAAGAUGAAGCCAAAUAUUGAGCCUCCAGAGAACGUGGAAUGGAGUGGUGCAGAAGCUUCAAUGUUUAGAGUUCUUAUUGGCACCUACUAUGACAACUUCUGUGCAAUUGCCAGACUGAUUGGGACCAAAACGUGCAGACAGGUGUAUGAGUUUAGAGUAAAGGAAUCUAGUAUUAUUGCACCAGUCCCUGCUGAAGAUGUUGAUACUCCUCCCAGAAAGAAGAAAAGGAAACACAGGUUGUGGGCUGCUCAUUGCAGAAAGAUACAGCUGAAAAAGGAUGGGUCAUCGAAUCACGUUUACAACUAUCAGCCAUGUGAUCACCCACGUCAGCCUUGUGAUAGCUCAUGCCCAUGUGUAAUUGCUCAAAACUUCUGUGAGAAGUUUUGUCAGUGCAGCUCAGAAUGCCAAAAUCGUUUUCCUGGGUGUCGUUGUAAAGCACAGUGCAACACCAAGCAGUGCCCCUGUUACCUGGCUGUCCGUGAGUGUGACCCUGACCUCUGCCUGACCUGUGGAGCAGCUGACCACUGGGACAGCAAAAAUGUUUCUUGCAAGAACUGCAGCAUUCAGAGAGGAUCCAAAAAACACUUACUAUUGGCACCUUCAGAUGUGGCAGGCUGGGGAAUUUUUAUCAAAGAUCCUGUACAGAAGAAUGAAUUCAUCUCUGAAUACUGUGGUGAGAUUAUCUCUCAGGAUGAGGCAGACAGAAGAGGAAAAGUGUACGACAAAUACAUGUGCAGCUUUCUGUUUAACUUGAAUAAUGAUUUUGUGGUUGAUGCAACACGCAAGGGCAACAAAAUUAGAUUUGCAAACCAUUCAGUAAAUCCCAACUGCUAUGCAAAAGUUAUGAUGGUUAAUGGUGAUCACAGAAUAGGAAUAUUUGCUAAAAGAGCCAUUCAGACUGGUGAAGAACUGUUCUUUGACUACAGAUAUAGCCAAGCUGAUGCCCUUAAGUAUGUGGGCAUUGAAAGAGAAAUGGAAAUCCCUUGACACCAGCUACCUCUUCUUUUAAACAAACAGCUGCCUUAUCUUCAGGAAUUUCUAGUACUGUGGGCAAUUUUAGAAAAAUACAAAUGAUGCAAUUUGAAAUUCUGUAUUUGCAAAGUACUGUAACAGUAAUUUAUAGUAACGAUUUUAAAGAAAACAACUUUUUAUUGCCUUCUCACCAGCUGCAAAGUGUUUUGUACCUAGGAACUUUUGCAAUAAUGUGGUGUGGUACAUUUUUCAACCUUGAAUAAAGGAUACUUGAACUUCUUCAUUUUUA